This is a messenger RNA of Chara braunii, 2970 nucleotides long. Lineage: Eukaryota; Viridiplantae; Streptophyta; Charophyceae; Charales; Characeae. The record is from the annotation of a GenBank genome assembly.
ACGGGUAUGGAGGAGAACAUUAUGGGGGAGGAGGCAAUGCCCAGAUAACUAUUUUAGGGGGGUGUAAUGGGGGUUGCCCUUACGGUCGUGCCUGCUGCGAUGGCAUCUGCACUGACCUUCGGACCAGCUUGUCCAGUUGCGGAGCCUGUGGCAAAGUCUGUUCCUAUGGCCGUACGUGCUGUGGGGGCAAGUGCGUCGACCUAUCUGUGGACAACGACAACUGUGGGAGGUGUAGAAGAGCAUGCUCAGUCCGGGAACGCACCUGCUGCUCUGGUCAAUGCGUCCGUCUAGGUUCGGACCCUCGUAACUGCGGCCUCUGCGGUAAAAGCUGUGGCAAAGACGUCUGCAUAUCUGGUCGCUGCCAGGCGUACUAAACGCAGGAUGGGGGGAAAAAGAGAGAAGUAGGUACUGAAGGGGAGGGGACGAACCUGGAGGAAAAAGAGGGUGCCAACAAUAACCAGUAAAUUUAGAGGAGAAAUACGUGCUAAUGGCUUAGCCUAAAUGCUAAGGAGGUGCUAAACCUAGUGCCACUGAAAAAUCUAAAGGCUAAGCAGGUACUCAUGGCUUAGUCUAGAGGCUGGCUAAGAAGAUGCUCAUGACUUAGUCUACAGGCGAAGCCCGUCCUAAUGCCUUGGUCUAAUGUGCUAAUUAUGCUAAUGUUUGAAGGCUAAGCGGGAGCCUUUUACUUAGUUUGGAGGCAAAACAUGUGCCACUGCCAAGUGGCUUAGCCUACACGCUGAGUAGGUGCUGAGCCUCGCAAAUAAUCCAGAUUCUACAGGCUAAGCAGUACCCAUUGCUUAGUCUAGACUCUAGAGGCUGGCUAGUAAAGUGCCCAUGGCUUAGUGACUUAGUCUUAAAGAGAAGCCUGUGCUAAUGGCUUAGUUGAAAGGCUAUUAACUAGGUGCUAAUCCCACUGGCAGUCACUUACAUAAAGGUUAAACCACCAGUACACCCGGGCCUCUUUUUCCGAACCGCCCGGGCCUCUUUUUCCGAAGAGCCAGCGGCGCACUUUCCUAAGUUCCGAACGGCCAGCGCGGCAGUUCUUUUCUUUUUUGGCUCACGGCGCCAGCCUUUGUGGUCCGGUAGGCCCUAGCCGCAAAAACAAUCUCGUAACGACAAGAUGUUUCGCUGCAAGGCUGGGGCCGUGUACUUGGGCUUUAAGCAGGUGGGUCCCCAUGCCUUAGCCUCAAGGUUGGCUAAGCAAGUGGUCAUGGCUUAGUCUAGACUCUACUAGACUCGAAGUACUUGCUAUGGCUUUGUCUAAUGGUCACAUAUGUACUAGUGCUACCCACUAAUCAUAAAGCUAAGCAGGUGCACAUGACUUAGUCUAGAAGCUGGCUAAGCAGGUGCUCGGGGCUUAAUUGAGAGGCAAAUUGAAAGCACAUGCUAAUGAGUUCGUCUAUAAUUGGCUAAGCGGGUGCUAUUGGCUAAGCAGGGGCUUAUGGUAAUGAGUCGCAAUGAGUCGUAAUGAGUCGUAAUGAGUCGUAAUGAGUCGUAAUGACUGAUCUAAUGGCUGAGCAGAAGCGUGCUAAAGGGUUAGUAGUCUGAAGGCUAAGUAGGUGCUAAAGCCAAUGACUAAUCUUAAAGCUAAGCAGGUUCUAGAAGCAGUCUAAGUACGUGUCGAUGACUAGACUGACUCAAGCCGAGUCAAGCGGUAAAGAUGCCGAGUCCGAGUCUUCGUAGCUGGCAUCUUACCAUUUGUCUGGUAAACUUUAAGGAUUAGCUAAGGCAACAAGGUCGUCGUCUCAAGACUGACAACUUGGCGAGCGAUGCUGACCCAGUCUACAAAGUUUAACUUGAAAGUUCCUAUGACGGACAGUCACUAUGGUCUAUAGGCACUACAAGCUCAGUACAUGUCAUUGGAACUAUAGAUAGCUUUGUGUGUCUAUGGGUUAUCGACCUAUGGUCUAAGUCCAGCAAGACUUAGUCAACUGGAACCUGGUCUAAAGACUUUCAAGGAAUGCAGAACCAGUCUAUGAACCGAGUACUAUGAAUCAUACUGUGACAUUGCUGCGGGAACUAGAGACUCUGGUAAUUGAACUAAGCAUAGACUUCAAAUUUCUGUCUAUAGACCUUAUAGAACGAGGUUAGUAGACGAUUUAGAGACUAUCGACUUAUCAUAUUAUGGCAUCAACUCUUCAUGGACUAGCCACGGGUGACGUGCGUCGUACAAUGUCAUUGACAGUGCAGAGAGCAACAGUUACUACUUUGGACGAAUUGCUUGUGCGCGGAGCCUGUGGCUUAGAAAAGAGGGGUAACCUUAUCAGGAGGUGGCAUCACUGGCAUUGGGGGGGGGAGGGGGGGUUCACAUUAGACACACGGAGGCCUCUUUUACAGGGGUUGUUUCCGGGGACAGCAACUGGAUGAUGGAGUGAAGAAGUAUGAAGGAGUUAAUGUUCUUCAAGACUUGCCAGUUCGGCGGUUCCGGUGUGAAGGUAGUUACCCUGAGUGUAUGUGGCCAGAGAUUUUCUGAGUUGGGUGAUGUAGUCCUUUCGCCGUUACGAAUUGACGAUUUCGAAUGAGGUCCUUGCGCCAGAUGAAAAAACAGGUGCCACUGAAGGGACUACUUGGCAUUUGCGGAGCCCUUAAUUGCACAAAGGCGAGCUCAGGGGACUACUUGGAAGUGGGAAUUUGGGAAUGAUGCUCUUUAAGCUCAGCGUCUGUCCAACGAAUGUGGUCGAUACAUUUGAACCUGUCUCAUCAGUCUCUAUGUAGAAAAGGUUGUGAUUUGCAGUGACAACUAUGACAAGUAACGCUGAUGAACUAGAGCCCUGUCUCACUGUUUGACAAUGUGUGGAAAAGGAAGUGGCAGUGCUGUGGCACUACUAGUGGGUGAAUGCGCCAGACUGCCAGUCUUUUUUGACGGAACAAGGGCUCUUUUUUUUUGUUUUGUUUUUUUAACUUCAUGGCCGGGGUGUUAUGCUUACAGGGGGCUAUUAUGUGCAUCCCCGAUAAGCAAGGCCCCUGAUU